Molecule: messenger RNA, 1958 nt
Organism: Vitis vinifera (wine grape)
Lineage: Eukaryota; Viridiplantae; Streptophyta; Magnoliopsida; Vitales; Vitaceae
Product: putative E3 ubiquitin-protein ligase XBAT31
Exons: 8
Coding region: 251-1588 (445 amino acids)
Molecular function (GO): protein binding
Source: RefSeq, a predicted model, not a curated record
GUGCCCCGGUCUGCCCCACUCUGACACGGUCAGCUGCCCGCACUCACUCUGGGCAGCUCCAAACUCCAAUGUCUUCUCUCUCUCCUUCAAAUGUAACUACAUAAAUGGGAACUUUCCCAUUUGGUCAUCGGCGCCACCAGUUUCCUGCAGCACCACCACCACCGCCACCUCUUGGGAGGGUGGCGCAUGUUAGAGGUGGAGGAGAAGGGGGCUUAAGUGCCACUCAAUAAAGAAAUAGAGAGAGGGAGAGAUGGGUCAGGGGCUGAGCUGUGGAGUGAGUCAUGAGCAUGGCUUGUUCAGUGCGGUUCAGGUUGGGGACUUGGAGUCUGUUGAGUCAUUGUUGGCGAGAGACCCCAGUCUCUUGCAUCAGACUACUGUCUACGAUCGCCACUCUGCUCUUCAUAUCGCCGCUGCUAAUGGUCAGAUCGAGAUUCUUUCCAUGAUUUUGGAUCGAUCUAUUAGUCCCGAUUUGUUGAAUCGCAACAAGCAAACUCCGCUUAUGCUUGCUGCAAUGCACGGAAAGAUUUCAUGUGUCCAAAAGCUCCUUCAAGCAGGCGCCAAUGUUUUGAUGUUUGAUUCGAUGCAUGGUAGAACCUGCUUGCACUACGCGGCCUAUUACGGCCAUUCCGAUUGCCUUCAAGCCAUACUUUCUGCUGCCCAUUCAAACCCUGUGGCUGAUUCGUGGGGAUUUGCAAGGUUUGUAAAUAUAAGAGAUGGCAGGGGAGCAACACCUUUGCAUUUAGCAGCCCGUCAAAGACGGCCCGAUUGCGUUCAUAUUCUGUUAGAUAAUGGAGCUCUUGUUUGUGCUUCCACUGGUGGAUACGGUUGCCCAGGGAGCACUCCACUUCAUUUGGCAGCCAGAGGAGGGUCUCUGGAUUGCAUCAGGGAAUUGCUGGCUUGGGGUGCUGAUCGUCUUCAGAGAGAUUCAUCAGGGAGAAUACCGUACGUGGUUGCUCUUAAGCACAAGCAUGGAGCAUGUGCAGCCUUACUGAAUCCCACAUCAGCAGAGCCUCUUGUUUGGCCAUCUCCCUUGAAGUUCAUCAGUGAGCUUAACCAGGAUGCAAAAGCUCUGCUAGAACAGGCCUUAAUGGAGGCAAACAGGGAGAGGGAGAAGAGCAUCUUAAAGGGAACAUCUUACUCGCUUCCAUCUCCAUCUCAUUCUGAUGUCGCUGUUGACGACAAUAUCUCUGAGGCCAGUGAAACAGAGCUUUGCUGCAUAUGCUUCGAUCAGGUGUGCACAAUUGAAGUCCAAGACUGCGGUCACCAGAUGUGCGCUCAAUGCACACUAGCCCUGUGUUGCCACAACAAGCCGAAUCCCACGACCGCAUGCCUAACUGCCCCAGUUUGCCCCUUCUGUAGAAGCGGCAUUGCACGACUGGCAGUUGCCAAGAUCAAGACCAACAAUGAAGCUGACAGUGACGUUGGCGAUGUCAGCUCCUCCAAGCUGAGAAGAUCAAGAAAGUCCAGAAACUUAAGUGAGGGAAGCAGCAGCUUCAAGGGCUUAUCAGCAGUGGGCUCCUUCAGCAAAAUGGGUGGCCGGGGCUCUGGUAGAAUUGCUGCAGAAAAUGAGUGGAUCGAUAAGCCUUGAUACUGCAUGGCAUUUCCUAACCAAGGAGACCAUCCGGCAAUCAAUAAUUGGCGGCCCUGAUAUCCAAAAAAAAAGGGAGGAAAAUGAAAGAUUCGGGUGCAGGCCCUGGACCCAUUCCGUAUAUAUAGAUAGAGCUCCAUCUGCUAUGUAAAUUUGGGAAAUAAGCAAGAGGUGAGUUGCGGGCGUCGGUUGGUAAGUUUUGGUGAUGUGGGGUCAUAUUAUUGUAAUUCCAUUUCAUUUUUCUUUCUUUCUUUCUUGAGAUUGAAGGAGCAGUGGUGAACUUGAGGGAGAGAAGGGGGGCCUCUUGUUAGUUUACCUGAAUAGUAAGCAUUCUUUUUCUCUUUUCAAAGGAAAAUUCAACAUUCUUCAA